GUGAGUGAGUAGUUAUAUAAGUUAGAUUAAUUGACAAAGUCUCUUUCUUUUUCUCUCAUUCUGUUCUUUUACAGGUAAGUAUGAUUGAAAAACCUCAUGAUCAAUCCAAUACCCUUGAAUCACAUGGUACAGAAUUGGAUCGUGUUCGUCGUAAAGUUAUACACUAUUUAACGGAUUUAUUUGUGUCAUUCUUUGCGCUAGUCACCAUGUUGUUGCAAGUGCUUAUACGUUGUUUAAAUUUAGGCGCUGUUCUAACAGAAAAUAGGAGACUUGCUGUUUGCUUCUCCAUGACAUUAUUAGCUAGUUGUUUACUUGUAUACACAUCAGAUCCAAUAAUUUUAUGGCUUAAAGAAGAUGAUAACACUAUGACAAAUAGUCCAGCAGAUCCUACUACUACACCAGUAGUUCUACAACGAAGAUCUCAUUUUUGGCGAAAUUUACUCAUUGCUAUUUUGUCAUUUUUUCGAAGUUUUUCGCGUGGAGUAUCUUGAAGCAGUAUUAUUACUAUUAUUAUUAUUAUUAUUCCUAUUUUUUAAUUUGUCAAUUUAUUUAUUCACAAUGAAUUUUAUUCAAUGAAAUUUUCAAAAAUUUCCUUUUUCUCGCAUUCUCUUUCCUUACUACCUUAUUUCAACAGUUUCAAUUCAUUUUGUUGUUGUUGUUGUUGAAGUGGUUUCAUUGCAGCAUAUUGAGCGCGCUUGUAUGUGAUUAGUUGUAGAUUUUGUUUCUUCUUCUUCUUCUUCAAGAUUAGUGUUAUUUAUGGCUACUACCACUACUACUUAAUACU
Messenger RNA from Schistosoma turkestanicum, 784 nucleotides. The record is from the annotation of a GenBank genome assembly. NCBI's taxonomy places the organism in Eukaryota, Metazoa, Platyhelminthes, Trematoda, Strigeidida, Schistosomatidae.